UAAUCAUUUAUAUAACUACGCUAAUAUCUCUUAUUCUUCUAGAAGUUGAUUAACUCGAAUCCAUGUAGUCUUCAUUCGGUUUCGUUUGAAACAAGAUCAAUUUAUUGGAGAAGAAGAAAAGAAAGGAGCAAACAUAACGAGAUGAACCGUGUAAAAAAAUUGCUAUCGAGUAAAGAAACUCGAGAUUAUUUAAUGAGCACACAUUUUUGGGGACCUAUAGCUAAUUGGGGUAUUCCUAUCGCAGCAAUCGCUGACAUACGAAGAGAUCCGAAAUAUAUCAGUGGAAAGAUGACGUUUGCAUUGUGCUUGUAUUCAGCAAUGUUUAUGCGCUUUGCAUUGAGGGUUGAGCCACGCAAUUUACUACUUUUUGCCUGUCAUUUUGCAAACGAAGGUGCACAACUUACACAAGGUUGUAGAUUUAUUAAAUAUCAUUACGUAAAUAAAAAUGAAUAACUAGUGAUAAUUUUGGAACAAAUAUCAUUGCCAUUCAUUCUUAAUUGAUAUCAUUUAUAACUAUUUGUUUCAAUUGGAAUACAAAAUAAUAUUAAGUAGUAAAAAAUAACAUAAUUUUUAUAAUCUAUUCAUAUUGGGAUUAGAUAAUUAUAAAUGUAUUAUAAUGUUUACUAUAUUAGUAGAUGUAAAAAAGGGAAACAUUAAAUAGCGUUAUUAAUUACAUUAUUAA
Messenger RNA from Frieseomelitta varia, 682 nucleotides. RefSeq names its product mitochondrial pyruvate carrier 1 (gene Mpc1). Lineage: Eukaryota; Metazoa; Arthropoda; Insecta; Hymenoptera; Apidae. Gene Ontology annotation, biological process: pyruvate import into mitochondria. The coding region runs from base 142 to 453 and encodes 103 amino acids. The transcript has 3 exons. Gene Ontology annotation, cellular component: mitochondrial inner membrane. The record is from RefSeq and is a predicted model, not a curated record.